Molecule: messenger RNA, 977 nt
Organism: Halteromyces radiatus
Lineage: Eukaryota; Fungi; Mucoromycota; Mucoromycetes; Mucorales; Cunninghamellaceae
Product: Gar1/Naf1 RNA binding region-domain-containing protein
Exons: 6
Coding region: 79-840 (253 amino acids)
Biological process (GO): ribosome biogenesis; snoRNA guided rRNA pseudouridine synthesis
Cellular component (GO): box H/ACA snoRNP complex
Molecular function (GO): box H/ACA snoRNA binding
Source: RefSeq, a predicted model, not a curated record
CUCCCUUUCCUUUUCCUCAACCUUUUUUUUUAUCUUUCUCUUUCUUUUUUAGCCUUUUACUAUUAAACUAUUAUAAAUAUGGGCAAAGGUGGAUUCGGUGAACGUGGUGGUCGUGGAGGCGGUCGUGGAGGAUUCCGUGGUGGUCGUGGUGGUGGCCGUGGUGGAUUUAGCGGUGGAUAUCAACAAGGUCCUCCUGAUGAAGUUGUUCCUAUGGGUUCUUUCCAACAUGCUUGUGAAGGUGAAAUGGUAUGCAAGUCUAUUAACCCUAAGGUUCCUUACUUCAAUGCUCCCAUCUAUCUUGAAAAUAAAUCUCAAAUCGGCAAAGUUGAUGAAAUCCUUGGUCCUUUGAAUGAAGUCUACUUUACUGUCAAGAUGCAAGAAGGCAUGGUCGCUACUUCUUUCAAACCUAACGAUAAGGUCUACAUUGGUGGUGAUAAACUUCUUCCUUUGGAACGUUUCCUACCUAAACCCAAGGUUGCUGGCAAAGCUUCCAAACCUACUGGUCUUCAAGGCAAGGUUGAAAAGCGUGGCGGCGGUGGUCGCGGUGGAUUCCGCGGUGGUCGCGGUGGACGAGGAGGUGAAGUCGAGGUGGUGGUGACCGAGGCGGUCGUGGAGGCGGUCGAGGCGGUUUUGGCGGUGGCCGAGGCGGUAGCCGUGGUGGUCGCGGAGGUGGUCGCGGUGGCGGUGGCUUCCGUGGUGGCCGUGGUGGUUACUAAGUAUCAAGAAAUCGUAAACGACCUUCCUCUUUAUUUUCCCUUCACAUCUUCAUGUAUCUUCUCGUUAUUCCAUUUUUUUCGUCUCUAUCUAUUUGAUUUACUCAUUCUACACACACACAAAUAAUCAUCACUUUAACACUCCCUUCCUUAUUUGAUUUACAAAAUCAUCUACAUUUAUACAUUUUGAAGCAUUUAUUAUUGACCAUGUAAAUAGAGUUGUUUACCGCUAACAAAAAUAAACUAUUGUUUACACAACUUGAG